CAUAUCCAUACUAGCGACAGAUGAGUGUAAAAAGAUGCCGACUUUAGCACACUGGAAUGAGCAUUACUGUUCUGGGUUUUUGGUCCAGUGACAUUGAUGAGUUCAGCUACAACCAUUUACACAAGUUCUUCAUCGUCCUGUCCUGCCUCAUAUCAGUCUCUGUAAACUUCAGCACUUUUCUAGUGAUUGGAAAAACGUCUCCGGUCACAUAUCAGGUUCUUGGACAUCUUAAGACAUGCCUGGUUCUAGCGUUUGGCUAUGUGUUGUUGAAAGACCCAUUCAACUGGCGCAACAUUCUCGGUAUUAUGGUGGCGGUGAUUGGAAUGGUUGUGUAUUCCUAUUUCUGCUCGAUUGAGACUCAGCAGAAGGCAAGUGAAACAUCUUCAACUCAGCUGCCUCAGCAAAUGAAACAGAGCGAGAAGGAUCCGCUAAUAGCAGUUGAAAAUGGAAGCGGAGUGUUAUCAGACGGUGGUGGUGGUGUGCAAAAGACGGCGGCUCCUGUAUGGAACUCAAAUAAAGAAUUUUAAGCCUAAAAUCUGAACAUCGUUAUAUUUUUUUAUAUAUAUGUCAACUCUCUUUUGUAUCAGUUUUGUCAGAGAGAUUUUUUUUUUUUUUUUUUAACUUGUUUAAUUCUCUCUUUUGUUUGUUUGUUCACUUUUACAAUCGCAUAGCAGAGAAUUAGGGGAGACUGAAAGAAAACAACAGCUUUCCACACCGUAUGGGAAAAAGGAAGAAAGCAGAGUGAGAGGGCGGACACAGCUUUGAUGAUCCAACUUUACUAUACAGAGCAGUUUUUUUUUUGUCAUAUUUGGAACUAGUGAUACAACUGUAUACCAAGGUUGUGGCUAUAUUCACCAAUACUGGAAUUUGGAUACUUGUGUUUGAUUUUCAUGCUCCUUUACAUGGAUUAUAUACACUCCUCA
Molecule: messenger RNA, 923 nt
Organism: Brassica oleracea var. oleracea
Lineage: Eukaryota; Viridiplantae; Streptophyta; Magnoliopsida; Brassicales; Brassicaceae
Exons: 4
Coding region: 57-527 (156 amino acids)
Cellular component (GO): Golgi apparatus; membrane
Molecular function (GO): antiporter activity; UDP-xylose transmembrane transporter activity
Source: RefSeq, a predicted model, not a curated record